AUGAAGUCGUUUUCUAGUGCGAUCAAUAAAACGGGCAAGAAGUUUGCCCCCAAGGCACCAGCCCGUCGCCCGCCCGCUGCGCCCGCGAGACGACCCAGCGCAGCUCAGCAAUCGCCGGCCGAAACCUCCCAGACUAAACCUACAUCUGAGAGUAGUGCCAAAAAUGAUUCGCCCAGUCUAGCGCCUCAAGUGACUGCAGAGGCUGAAAAGCCCGCGGUAGCUGCUUCACCUGCACCAUCUGCAGCGGGGGCGGGUUCAACCCCCAUUCCUCCCACCACCACCACCACCCAAGCCGCAUUUUCUACUCCUACCACGUCGUCCCAGACAAAUGAAACACCAAAGCCCACAGCGAUAUCCAGACCGACCCUAACUCCGCGCACGCCUAUCUCCAAACCGACUUCAAUCCCAAAGCCGAAUGCGAUCCCAAAGCCGGACUCCGUCCCUGUUUCACAAAAGCGUAAAGCAGAGGCUGUACCUCAACCUGAACCUACAACAAGCGCUCCUCCCACUCCUCCCAGUACUCAACAGACACCACCCACCGCCAAACUCAACAGUGAAUCCCAAACCGCUGAAGGCCAAGGACCAGAACAAGCUCUACUGGAUUAUGCUCGAGCUGAAGCUGCACGUGCUGCGGGGGAUCUAGUUGAAUCAAGCGCGACUCAGCAACACCCACCCACCCCGAAGGACACCCCGAAGGAUACCCGUGUUGAGGCGCCGCCAGCUAAGCGCACCAAGAAAGCGGUGCCGACGCCCACCGCGAAACCAAGCCGCAGGAAAUCUACAUCGGCAUCAUCUUCCACUGCAGCUAGUCGUCGUGGCUCCCAGUCGGUUGUCCCCACUAUCGAAGAUCCAAAUCAAAAUGCCAGUGGAUCCAAUCUCACAACCCCCGACCCUGCCACGAAGCCGAAGAAGCGAAAGUACUCCAAGACUGAGGCAUCCGACCCCGAAGGCAAUGAGAGACCCAAGCGGAAUCGCAAGAAGCGUGAGCCAACUCCCGAGGAUGCCGAGGGCGUGGAGAUUUUGCCAAAUGUCAUGAAGAUGUCUGAGCUUUGCAAGGAUCUUCGGACCGGAAAGAAGUCAAAGCGCGAAGUUGAGUUGCGUAAGAUGGACCAGGAAGAAGAGGAACGGAAGAAGCAAGGUGGCGGGACCCCGGUGAAGGAACCAGAGCCAGAAAAGGAGGAGCAGCCGGUCAAUUGGAAACCCCAAUCUGGCCCAAAGAUGCGUGUGGUCAACGGUGAGAUUGUGCUGGACAACACUUCUCUGCAAGUUGAUCGCCACGCAGAUGCUGCACGCGAAGCCGGUGAACUGGAAGACGUGGAAGAAAGCUCGUUUACCCGCAAAAUCAACCAAGCUACCUAUGGCAAGCGCUCUAAGACUGAAACAUGGGAUGAGACCAUGACAGAUCUUUUCUAUCGCGGUUUACGCAUGUUCGGCACCGACUUUAUGGUCAUCAGCAAGAUGUUCCCUGGCAGGUCUCGCCGACAGAUCAAAUUGAAAUUCAACAAUGAAGAGCGCCGCGACCCUCAGCGCAUCAAGGAUACACUGCUCGGCCCACGCGAGACCAUCACCAUCGCCGCAUACUCGGAGAUGACAAAUACUGUUUACGAUGAUCCCAAGGCCGUACAGCAAGAACUCGACGAGGAGAAAAAGCGUAUCGAGGACCAGCACGCCAAGGAGCAGGAGCUGCAGCAAGAACUUUUGCGCAACCCUACUGAGCCAAAGGAUGAAAAGAACGACAAAGGAACUGCGAAGAAGACACGCAAGAAGCAAGUGAAAGAUAACGGUGGUGGUACAGAGGAGGUUCUGGGAUCAAUUGAUGACUUCCCCACUGCUUGA
Messenger RNA from Penicillium olsonii, 1836 nucleotides. Lineage: Eukaryota; Fungi; Ascomycota; Eurotiomycetes; Eurotiales; Aspergillaceae. The record is from the annotation of a GenBank genome assembly.